UAUUUUCUCGAUGGCACCUGUAGAGGGCGUCACUAAUCAUAACACAAAUAUGGCUUCCGAUGUCAGUAAGUCACGGUUGGAUUUUACAGAAGAAGAAAUAAGAAAGGAACUCUUUCGGUAUGGCAUCAAAGAUAUCAACCAAAGUAGUUUAUGUCAAUUUCAAAAAGAACUUAAGAAUUUGGUGAAAAAAAUAACCUCAAGUUCUCUUCGUAAUGUUGAUAAAUCCACUUCGAUUUCGUCUUCUUUCAACAACAUAACUGACACUUGUUUGAAAAUGUCUCCAUCGUCUCCUCCAGAACCCAUUUCUAUAACUUCUCCAUCGUUUACAUCACGAACUGCCAAGAACGUUGACGAUAAGUCGUGUCUGCCUCAUACAGGCGAUCGUCGUUCUGUUAAUUCCAUGGACCCGUCGUCUGUUACCGUUUCUCACAAUCGGCCCCAGAACACAGCUGAAAGUUCCCAAUUGUUCAACAGUGCCAAUAAGGUGGAUGGUCACUCGGAAAUGACACUUAGCCAUCAAUACACACACACUCAACAGCCACUGACUAAUCGAUCGGAAACGGAACAUGAAAAACAGGAGAAUCUCCUUCGAACUUUCGCCAGAACAAACGUUCCGCAGCCAAACCAGGUAAAUAGUUUUGAUAAACCCAAGAACAAAGAAAACGUUUGGACUCGUCAUAUUGCACCUUCGUCAUCUUCCUCCUCCCUCUCAUCACAAGAAUCCGUCCCCAAACCAUCACAAAUCGACACCGGAAAACCUCCACUGCUAAACACUCAUGUUACCAAGAGGAAGGUCUCCCGCAAAGGCCCCGAUGGUAAACGUUAUAUCGACAAAAGUGAGUCUGUGUGUAGUAUCAGUACCACAAGUAGUAUCUGUGGCAGUUGCUGUAGCAGUAUCGUUGACCCUGCUGAGUACCAGAAUCGUCUGAGAGAGAUAACAAACAGAGACGGCCAAUUCUGUCAGAGAUCCCAAAGUUCUUGUGAUAGCCGGUUCAGGUCCUCAAUUAUAGUUACUCCAACACCGCCGAGGCUGAAGAAAAACAGAAAGACAGACCCCGUGAGCAGGUUCCACGAAUUUCAGAACUACUGGAACAUGCACAAGCCUCCCGGUGAAAAUAAUCACAACGCCCUUCGGUGGAGCAUUAAAGAGAAAAUUGCCAAACACGACGUCAUUGGAAGCCGUCCACGGAAAACUUUCGUGCCCAAUAAUUAUGUGAUACCCUCACAAAAACCGAGACAUUCUCUUCGAUGGCAGGUACGGACUGAUCUUGCCUAUGGUGUCAUGCCGUCCACCAGAUAUAACGACAAUUAAGGACGUUUUCCUCUAUGUGUGUGAUUUUCGUUUGCAUCUGUUCAUUCUUCGUAUACUUAGUUGUACAAAUUAAGUUGAUAUAUAUAUAUAAAUCAAGUUGAUGUAUAUAUGUUGAUUUGUUCAAAUUAAGUUGUAUAUAUUUUGAUGUGUGUACAAACUUUGUAAAUAUCUCUAAAUGUAAAAACAAGUUUUUCACCAGAACGAACGCAUUUAAUAGAAACAACAAAAAUUGUAUAAUAUACAAUGUAUUUAUAUUUCUA
Octopus bimaculoides (California two-spot octopus) is the source of this 1572-nucleotide messenger RNA. RefSeq lists its product as uncharacterized. The record is from RefSeq and is a predicted model, not a curated record. Gene Ontology annotation, cellular component: centriole; non-motile cilium. NCBI's taxonomy places the organism in Eukaryota, Metazoa, Mollusca, Cephalopoda, Octopoda, Octopodidae. Gene Ontology annotation, biological process: cilium assembly.